Messenger RNA from Haemorhous mexicanus (house finch), 1335 nucleotides. Its product is annotated as cocaine- and amphetamine-regulated transcript protein-like. The transcript has 3 exons. NCBI's taxonomy places the organism in Eukaryota, Metazoa, Chordata, Aves, Passeriformes, Fringillidae. Gene Ontology annotation, biological process: G protein-coupled receptor signaling pathway; negative regulation of appetite; positive regulation of MAPK cascade. The record is from RefSeq and is a predicted model, not a curated record. Gene Ontology annotation, molecular function: neuropeptide hormone activity. The coding region runs from base 825 to 1148 and encodes 107 amino acids.
CGGGUUUCUCCACUCUCCGGUCCUGCCGGUGUCCGCCUGUGCCCCCCGUCCCGGGGCGCGGUGUCUGCGGGGAUCCUGUGGGCUUUGGGGACCGGAGGGACAUAGAGGGACCAGACAGGGAUGGACCGGGACCGGAGAGCCCCGCUGCGGAUGCUGGAGAGCCUGGAAGGGCUGUGGGACAGCAGAGCGGCAGCGCCCCUGUGUGCCCUGUCUGUCCCCUGUCUGUAUUUCCUGUCUGUCCCCCUGUCUGUAUUUCCUAUCUGUCCCCUGCAUCCCCUGUCUGUCCCCCUGUCUGUAUUUCCUAUCUGUCCCCUGUGUGCCCUGUCUGUCCCCCUGUCUGUAUUUCCUAUUUGUCCCCUGUGUCCCCUGUUUGUCUCCCCGCCUGCCCCCCUGGUUGUAUUGCUUGUCUGUCCUCCUGUCUGUCCCCUUGUCUGUCCCUCCAUCUGUAUUCCCUGUCUGUCCCCCUGUCUGUCCUAUGUCUGUCCCCCCUUCCCCGUCCGUGCCCCCCCGCUGUGCGCUGCCCGGGGCUGAGCCCGGGGUUUGUUUGCUCACGGAAUUGGCAGCGGCUGCGGCCCGGGGGGGUCACCGGGGGGUCCCUGCCUGGGCCCGGCGCUGACGUCCGUCCCUGGCCGCUGGCUGGUGGCCCCUGUGUCCCCAGGGAUGCUGUGUCCCCCCUGCAGCCCGAUGACGGUGCCGGUGCCGCGCUUUGGGGGGACACAGGCGCCCCGUGUGCGUCACCGCGGCUUUGGGGGUGUCCGGGGCGGGUUAUAAAGCCGAGCCUGGCGCAUCCCGGAGCAUCCAGGGGCUCCGCUGGCACCGGGAGAAUGGAGAACGCUCUGCUGUGCCUGCUCUGCCUGCUGGGCUCCGGCCUCAUCCUGCUGGGCACCCCCGAGCCGGUACCGGAGCUCCGGUCCGCGCUGAGCCUGCCCGGGCACAGCCGGGAGGAGACGGAGCUGGCGGAGGUGCUCCGGGAGGCUCUGGACGAGCUGAGGACGCGGGAGCCGCCGGCGCUGGAGAAGAGGCUGAGCUGGGUGCCCUGGUGCGAGCCCCGGGAGCCGUGCGCGGUGCGGCGCGGGGCGCGCAUCGGGAAGCUCUGCAGCUGCCCCCGCGGCACCUCCUGCAACCUCUUCAUCCUCAAGUGCUCCUGAGGGAGCGGGGACACCGAGGGACAGCGGGGGACACCAGCUGCCAUCCGCCCUCGGCCCGGGAGGGGCACAGAGGGGGAGCCGCGGGUCCCAGCCCCCUCCCCGCCCCGGGAUGGACCCGCACGGCACCGCCCGUGCCCCUGCCCGUGGGGCUGGCGGUGUCCAGGGACACAUUAAACCAUUGGAUCCA